AGCCGCCUGCUCCAAACAGAAGAAGGUGACGUGCAUGUUCAUCCCUGACGGUCAGGUGUCCAUCAGUGCAAAGAUCGACAGGAAGGGAUUCUGUGAGGGAGAAGAAAUCAGCGUCAACGCCAAGUUUGAGAACACGUGUUCACGUAUCGUCGUUCCGAAGGCCGCGAUCGUUGCUAAGCACUCGUACGUCGCCGACGGACACACCAAGGUGUCGGUUCAGAAGCUGGCGGCGGUCCGAGGGAACCACAUCAUCUCAGGAAUGUGCGACAUGUGGCAGGGAAAAACCAUCCGAGUGCCCAGACUGAGGCCGUCGCUGCUGGGCUGUGACAUCAUCAGGGUGGACUACGCCCUCAUGAUCUACCUGCACAUCCCCGGCAGUGAGAAGCUGGUUCUGGAGCUUCCUCUGGUGAUCGGCACGGUUCCGUUCAGCGCCGUCGGCAGCAGAAACCAGCAGCAUGAGCAGCGGCGCCGGAUCCCUGGCAGCCAGGGGGGGUCGGUGAGCAGCUGGUCCUCCUUCCCCUCUGCCCCCCCCAGCUACAGCAACAUACACAGAGACCUGAGAGUAAGAACGCCGCUGCUGCUGGACUACGACGGCGCUGAGGACGACGAGGAAGACGGGGGGCUCGUCAUGAAGGCGCCGGAAAGGUUCUACGCCCCCCCACCCGCCUACAGAGAGGUCGACGACGCUGCAAACAAACCUGAGAAUGUCUCCUGAGGAUGACUUCCUGCCCCCCCCCCACGACUUCCCCCCCCCAGGAUUUAUUAAUGAUGACUCAGCAGUUUAUUAGUGAUGAUUUUAUUUGUUUUGUAGAUAAAAAGUAAAAAGUUUCUGA
Molecule: messenger RNA, 833 nt
Organism: Scomber scombrus (Atlantic mackerel)
Lineage: Eukaryota; Metazoa; Chordata; Actinopteri; Scombriformes; Scombridae
Product: thioredoxin-interacting protein-like
Exons: 4
Coding region: 35-715 (226 amino acids)
Biological process (GO): protein transport
Cellular component (GO): cytoplasm
Molecular function (GO): ubiquitin protein ligase binding
Source: RefSeq, a predicted model, not a curated record